Messenger RNA from Apaloderma vittatum (bar-tailed trogon), 846 nucleotides. RefSeq names its product chromosome unknown open reading frame, human C14orf79 (gene CLBA1). Gene Ontology annotation, biological process: intracellular transport. Gene Ontology annotation, molecular function: clathrin binding. The annotation marks the transcript as partial. The transcript is spliced from 4 exons. Lineage: Eukaryota; Metazoa; Chordata; Aves; Trogoniformes; Trogonidae. Gene Ontology annotation, cellular component: AP-1 adaptor complex; trans-Golgi network membrane. The record is from RefSeq and is a predicted model, not a curated record.
AUGCAGAACUUGUCAGCAGAAAGUCUUACCAAUACAGACACAUCACACCAGAUGUCUCUGAAAGACCUAGCAGUUGAAGUAGGUGGUAUGUCUCUCAAUGAAAGUGACUGUGACUUGAAUGAAAGGACAAAUAAGGAAGAAACUAUUAAUCUUGAAGUAAUGCAGCAAAGCCUUCCUGUGGUGAACAGCAAAGGGAGAAGUUUGGAGGGCUUUUCUGAGAGCACUUACAGCACCUCAGAGCCCAGCAGUUCCUGGGGGGAAUUUGAAGGCUUUGAGGAGUCCUUAGACAAAUCGGAGAGGUUCAGUCAUAAUCUCGAAGUUUUGGUGAAGUCAACAAAAACUUCUAGAGCUGAUACAGACUUGAGCAGCGGACGUUGUAGCACUUCUGCAGGUCAGUUUUGUUCUGAGCCAUCUCUGCACAGUGGGAUACAGGAGUCUUCCAGCUCUUCAAAUGAGGCAAAUCACAGCUAUGAGGAUAUAUUUAAGUUGAGCUUUCCAGAAGUCUUUGUAUCACAAUCCAGAGAGAGCAUAAGAAGCUUAGAUCAAGUACUUGACACAAAUAACGAAGAUACUGGGAUUCCUGAACUUACGAAGAAUCAACUUUGCAUUGAUUCUGGAAACAUAUGGAGAACACUUAGAGACUUUGAUAAUGCCCCCAGCUUAAGACAUCCCUGGAGUAAAUCUCAUUGCCAAGAAAACCUCUUGAGUGUUCUUGGAAUAGAUGCAAAUCAAAAGGACUUUUCAGAGAGCCAGGAUGACAUUUUUGAGGAAUCAGACUUUAAAGAUGAGGACUUCAGAUUUGAUGGAUUCAGUGUUAAUGCCUGCAAAUCCCUGAUCCAGACCAAG